CGGGAUGUUUUAUGGCGCUAAUGAGGAAAUUAAUUUUGAGUCGAAGCGCUGAAUAGAUCUAAAAGUACAGAGGCAGACACAGAAAGUACAGUUUGACUUGUAGACACAGGAUACUAUAACCUGGAUGACGUAAUCGUGCGUUUAUUCAUAAUCAAUAAUAAAACAUAGGCCUGCGUUAAUACACCAUAACGGUACGGACGCAGGAAGAUCAGGAUCGAUGAUCUAAGAUCCAUCGUUCAGCUUGAAAUAUGACUCAUAUUAGAUAUCCUUAUUGAUGCAUGAGGUUAUGAUCUCCGUGUAAAUGCAAGUUUUAGUGAAAGUCACAAGAAGAGAAAAUUAAAUGUCCCCUGACUUCACUUCCCAUAUAAUUAAAACACACAGUUUAAUCUCGUCCAAUCAAAUAAAUGGUCACCCGGUCCCCUCGCGCUCAGCUUAAUGUCCUGCGUGAACAUCAAAGGAGAAGCUCACACAUUUUUGAUAAUAAUUCUAUAAUGACAGAAUAGACUCGACCUCAUGUGUACCAGUCUGCAGCUGCUUUGUUAUAGGGGACACUGGGUUCAGUGUAGUGAAUGUAAAACACUUUCAUUGUCAUCCAAGUGCAAUUAACUCUGAAGUGAAGAUACAAAAUGAUGAUGAUGAUGAUGACUAAAAGACAGGAAAGUGCACCCCAGCUGCACCUGGGGCCCAAAAUUCUGGUCACACUGAAAUGUGGUUUGUUUUAAUUUAAAUGUAAGUUGUUUGUGGGGGGCACAUUAUCACCUGGCAUGAUGGAGGCCUUGAGGUGCUUGUCUCAUAGGGGGGUCCCUGUUUCAAAAUCAGAUUUUAAGAUCUUCAUUACUGCAGGUGAAAAGCGGUUCUCCGCAUGUCUUCCGGCAACCUGCAGCUGAGUCAGCUGCUUCUCAGAGCAAGCAGCAAACUUCAGAGGAAAGAGGACUGAAGCGCACUGACUGAAAAUUAUUAUUUCAGUCCUGUGCGUACUUUAGCAUAUUCCUACAUAAUUUGUGUUAAAUAAAAUGACCACACAGCAAAGCUGAGGCCAGAUAGUAUUACAGCACAGAACAACUGCACACAGUGCACAGAGAGCGGCGGAGCCCAGCAGGCCACACAAAAGCAAUUAAAAAGGCAGUCUGAACACCUGAAAGAAGCUUAUAGACGUCCGACAAGUUUAUAUCACUGAGCUUCAAACCCUCGGCAUCAUCUGACACUGUGAUCUGGUUGAAAUACUCCUGAGUAAACCAAUGUAAGUGUGACGAAAAACACACAAGCCUACAGCUGUCACAACAUGUACUGUAACAUUUAACUAAAUAUGAACAGCAUUUCAUAACUGUUUGCACACAGAGAAGACAUGAAGAUCUGCUUUAAGUGUCUGCUUUCAAGUGGCUUUUUGUUCCUAAAGAUGUGUGAAAGUAAUACAGCUGACCCUGACCUCUCCUGUGUUUUGAUAUUGCAACAGGCCAUCAGACACACAGGCCAGAUAGGAACUGAAAUCAUUUCUCUGAAGUCUCUAUCAAUAGCUGGAGAAUGUUUUUAUGUUUCAGUGCUACACAUGGCUCGCUUUCAGCUAUUAUUAAAAUAGUCUGUGUGUACAGAAACAGUAAGCGGCUCAUUUUCAUCUUUCUAUUAUCCGAAGCAUUUUCUGAGCUAUCGAGAGGACCUUGUUCACCAUAAACUACAGUAGUCGGUGUGUUCUUUCUGCAGGUUUAUACACUAUACGAGCCCUAAAAUCACUAUCACUAACUACACAGGGCCAGGCUUUAUGAUAGGCAAUAAAUAAGAUUUACCCGUAAGUGAACUUUUAUUGUCCCUUUGUCAUAUUGCAGGUUUUGUUCCGCCUCUGUGUGAUUUGUUCACAUUAGUGCAUCAGUCUGAAGGCAUGUAGAAUAAAGAUGGCUCCAAAAACAACAACCUGGUUCUUCUUGGAGACGUCCUUCUCAACCCUGCAGCUCACCCAUAUGAGGCCAGGAGAGGUCUGAGUCUCCACUGACCAAUCAUCUCCACACCAGUCACCGGUGCAGAGAGGAAGCAACAUGCCUGGGGCCGGCAGAAAAGUGAGGAUAUUCUGCGUGAUGAUGAUGCUCAACAUCUUCAUCUGCGUCCUGAUGGGCGUGUCGUGGAAUUUCAGGCAUGACAAAAGUGGCAGCCAGAAGGUUGAAACCCCAACCAAGAGGUUUUGGCACCAACCGGUACUGAGCGAAUCCUUCUGGAACAAAGAGCAGCAGCGCCUGGACUUCAUUUACAACCCCAAUGUCAACGCUGUGCUCUCCAGCGACUCUCUCAUCGAGCUGCCGGAUUGGCUGAAUGACACCGGGCCUUUCAACCCCUGUGAACGUGACUUCAGAGUCCCCACACAAAUCCCGGACUACAACUCCCUGCCGCAGCGCUUCCAGGAUUUUCUUUUGUACAUGCGCUGCAGGACAUACCCCAUGCUGAUAAAUCAGCUCCAUAUUUGUGAUGAAAAACCCUUCCUGCUGCUUGUGGUCAAGUCACUCAUCCCACAUUUUGACCGGCGGCAGGCCAUUCGUGAAACAUGGGGACGGGCGGGCAUCGUAGCCAAUCGAAGUGUGGUGACGGUGUUCCUGCUAGGCAACGCCAUGUCGGUGGACCACUUCCCAGACCUGCUGGGCAUGCUUGGCCACGAGGUGGCACUUCACAAAGACCUCCUCCAAUGGGACUACAGGGACACCUUCUUCAACCUCACCCUGAAGGAGGUGCUGUUCCUGGAGUGGUUCAGCCAAAACUGUCCCCACGCCCAGUACAUCCUCAAGGGUGACGAUGAUGUCUUCGUCAACACCUUACGAGUUAUUGAACUCCUGGAAGGCCUGUCGGAGACCAAGGCCAAAGAUUUGUUCAUAGGUGACGUUAUCAGUAACGCCUCUCCGCACCGAGACCAGAAACUCAAGUACUUUAUCCCAGAGAGUGUGUUUGAGGGGCACUACCCGCCUUAUGCAGGAGGUGGAGGAUAUCUGUACUCUGGGGAGUUAGCGCUGCGCCUUUACAACGUAUCUCAGCAGGUAGUCUUGUACCCCAUUGACGAUGUUUAUACGGGGAUGUGUCUGAAAAAGCUGGGCCUGGUUCCUGAGGUGCACAGUGGCUUCAAGACUUUUGACAUUGAGGAGAAGCACAGGCACAACCCCUGCAUCCACAGGAGCUUGAUGCUGGUUCACAGCCGGACGCCGCAGGAGAUGUUGGCCAUCUGGCCGUGGAUUAUCCAUCCUGAGCUCGACUGCCAGUGAACAGCUUCAUCUUUGUUCAACGUUUGCUUGCAAUAUUGUGUUUGACCUUUUACUUAUGUUAAGUCUAAGUCUCUGUGUUAGCAUUUUAAAGUCAUCAAAAUAAUUUAAUAAGUGUUUUCAACUUGACUUUAUUUGUCUGUUGUUUUCUUUUCCACAAGCUGUAUCAUAUUCAUCAGCAAGAUAGCAUGUAUACACGAUACCUCCUAAAGUAAAGUCCAAAUUCUGGCAUGCGUGCUAACUGUACACAAACAAUUGUUAGUGUUAGCAUGCUAGUUUUUGGCAUGUUAGCAGGCUAAUGUUAGUGUGUAAGACCUUGUUCACAUCAAGCUACUUGUGGUAGCUUUUGAAAAGCUUUAAGACUUCCGAACGUCAUUGGACAACUCAAGACUCAAGACUUGUAUAAUGGCAGAGUUGGUCGUGGGUUAAAAAUACUGUGUAUUGCUAAUAUAGCUCUAUAUCCAUAAGAAUAUGGGAUUUAUUACCUAGAAGGAUGGGCUGACAUGAGGCAUCUCUUUGUUUUUUCAGGCACUUUUGUGUUUUCUAGCACCAAGUUUACCAGCCAUACUUACGACUUUGGUGCUGGUGUGAACUGUACAAGUCAGGCAACAAGGCAAUAUGAUUUUUUAUGGCAUAUUAUUCAGCCCUAAUAUAUACAGUGUUACAUACUAAUGCUAACGCCAGUGUGUUAACAUGCCAACGCUAAUGUUUGUAUGCGUACAAUUAACAUGGAUGUAGGAAUUUGUACCUCAGUCUUAGGGGUUCAGGGUCAACUUGUGAGUCAUGCCCUCUUUUCUUUUAGUUCUCUUUUGUUUUAGUCAUUACAAGUCUUAGUUUUUUCCCAUUAGUAAAAAUGAGCAAUAUCUCUUGUGUUUGGACCUGUCAUGAACUCGAGUGUUGGACAAAUGGAAAUUUUGACCUCAUGGUAUUAAACCUAAAGUCAUUAGGAUUCAUGCUCUAUGCACCAUGAAGGUCAAUUUUUAUGGCAAUCCAUGCAAUAGUACACUCAUUGCCAGAGCCACACCACUAUAUGUGGCAAAAAACAGCACUAUAUGUGCAUAUGGAUUUCACUGGUGCAUAAUUUGAACGUUUACAGGUGUAAUGUAUUUAAAGUUUGGUCAAAACAGUGCCGGGGAGAUCCUGGGGAGUCCAGCGGGAGCUGUAAUCACAUUUGGUACCCAGUGUGGGGAAGCUUCAGCAUUAUUGGUCAAGUAAAACAUUAAUAAUGAUAACAAUGAUAUUUUACUACAGUAAACUGAAGUUCCUAAAUCUGGAACAUUUCUUUCGCAUCCAUGAGCCAAAAACACACAAACCCGGGGAUAAUCUCUGAUCUUCCACGUUACAGAACUAACUGCCUCAAUGAUCGGCCCACGCACUUCGGUUUAGCCGGCACACAUUUCCACAGACUUUCUUAAUUCAAAUUUUACAUUUCUAUGGUAAUUAUGAAACGCUCUGUGUUCAUUGUUUUUAACAUCCCAACGGUGAUGUUGCUGCUCCAACUGGGCAUUCAUCCUGUGUGUCUGUAUAAUUUAUUGUAAGCAAUAAAAUGAGUUUGGCUCACAUGAAACAGGGUAGACUUGUGGGUAAGGCUGAGUCGUGUCCUCUUUUCUGUUUGUUAAUAUUGUUUUGGUCAUUACAAGUCUUCCCCAUCAGUAAAAAGAAAAAAGAUCUCUUGCGUUUGUCUUGUAUUUAUUUUUGUCUUUUGUAAAUAAAGUUUUGAUAAAGAUUAAAUA
Siniperca chuatsi (mandarin fish) is the source of this 4963-nucleotide messenger RNA. It is a transcript of the gene b3gnt2a, whose product is annotated as UDP-GlcNAc:betaGal beta-1,3-N-acetylglucosaminyltransferase 2a. The record is from RefSeq and is a predicted model, not a curated record. The transcript has 3 exons. Lineage: Eukaryota; Metazoa; Chordata; Actinopteri; Centrarchiformes; Sinipercidae. Gene Ontology annotation, molecular function: hexosyltransferase activity. Gene Ontology annotation, cellular component: membrane. Bases 2028 to 3233 code for a protein of 401 amino acids.